Molecule: messenger RNA, 11365 nt
Organism: Chelonia mydas (Green sea turtle)
Lineage: Eukaryota; Metazoa; Chordata; Testudines; Cheloniidae
Gene: NELFA
Product: negative elongation factor complex member A
Exons: 11
Coding region: 5618-7234 (538 amino acids)
Biological process (GO): negative regulation of transcription elongation by RNA polymerase II
Cellular component (GO): NELF complex
Source: RefSeq, a predicted model, not a curated record
AAUGAUUUGGUGAAAUUGAUACAAAUUCUGUUUGCCAAAUCUGCAUUUUUUCACUAAAAAAGUUUUGAAAAAGUGUGCUCAGCUCUAUUUUUCCUGGCUCUUUGUGGGUGAGGUGUUUAAGUUGAGAUUUGGUUCUCCCUGCUCCCCUUUUCUGCUUCCUUCAUAUCUUGCAAUAAGUCUAACGCGUAUGAACAGCUGUAUGGACCACUGGAAAAACUCAUUUAAAACAACAAAUGCCGUAUAGCAUUUGAAAUACAUUUUUGAAGAUUAAUUUUUCCAAGGUUCAGAUUUACUGUUCAUUAUUGGUGGCACAGAUAGCGAGUCUUAUACUUAAGGUACCCUGACGCUUUCCGUCAUAAGAGCUGUUAUUAGGAGCUUAUAACUUUGCCAGCCUUUAACCACUUGGGCUGACAUUUUCCAUGUCAGUUGUCUGCCUCAGGCUGAAUUUAGUUAGACUAUUUUUGCUGAAACCAUGUGCUUCUGAGAACCAACUAGGGGAAAAUGUGUUGUUUUGUCCAUGUUAGAAAAAAUUCAUACAAUCAUUUUGCUGAAAUGCUCUUGCACUUCCAUGCUUUGGAGAAGGGGUUUGAAAUUUGGCCUUUGUAUCAAGGAUAUUUCCAUGAGAAACCCUGGCCAAGUUAUAAGCCUUAGAAAAAAAAAUCUCAUCUCACAAAUUCUCAGUCCAGACUUGUUAAAAGGUUGGCAGCUAAAUUCUCUGAAGAAUCUGUCUGUACUGGACCUGCUCCAUCCCCUCACAGCUUCUAUGUGCCAACAGAACUUUGCAUAUACCGACUGAGCAUACUCCAUCUUGGGUACUGGGGCUGAGAAGGACUUCCUUUGCAAUUGCUUCUUCCAGCUUGAGCUCUUCUGUGGUCCUGAGGGCAGGAAGGCGGUCUCUCUUCUGGUACCCAGAGAACAAAGAGGAGGAACCAAUCUAAUGAAUCCAGAAGGGAAAAGAACCAUAUGAUGGGGUAGAUUGGGACAAGGAACCCAGGGUCCAGGCUAGGAUUGGGAGUUAGGGGAAGAGAGAGGGGUCUGGGAGAGGAGCAAAGGGGUCAGUCUUUUGCGGGGAGAGAGAAAGGGGCAGAAGGGUCUGUGACCACUAGAGGACACACCUUUCCAGAAGCUGGCAUUGAACCCAAGGUUCACUAUAUAGUUAUAGUGGAUCACAAACUAAAUAUGAGUCAACAAUGUAAUACUGUUGCCAAAAAAAUCAAACAUAAUUCUGGUUUCAGAGUAGCAGCCGUGUUAGUCUGUAUUCGCAAAAAGAAAAGGAGUACUUGUGGCACCUUAGAGACUAACAAAUUUAUUUGAUCAUAAGCUUUCGUGAACUACAGCUCACUUCAUUGGGUGCAUUCAGUGGAAAAAAGCCUAAGGAGUGGAGUGAAGACUGGAACUGGCUAGGUAAGGGGAAUGGGACGUGGACUGGGACAAGGACAGAUUAGAGGGGUUGGGGCAGAAGGGAUCCCGCUUGGAAAGGAUAGAAAGAAACUGUGCUCACAGCAAGCUCCCCUCCAGAGUCUGGCAUGGUAUCCAAGAUUCCUGAGACUCACCAUUCCUCCGCUGCCAGCAAAGAUUUGUGAAACCUCCUGGCAAAGUAUCCCAUCUCCUACUGGGCUGAUGAUGACACCUACUACUGCUAUCAGUUUCUCCCUCAGCUCAAGUCGCAGAGGUCUGUGUUAUAGAUCUAAAGGUUCCAACAGUGCGUGUGAUGCUGGCAAACCAGGUGCAAGCUCAUGCCAAAGUCCCCGUGUCUCAGUAGAACACUGACAAAUACAUAGCAGGAAUCAGUCUGGCUCACUUAUGUGUAGGGCUCUGUGUUUGUCACGGAGGUUGUGGAAGUCAUAGAUUCUGUGACUUCCUGUAUCCUCCAUGACUUCUGCAGCAGCCAGUGUGGCUGUCCCCAUGGCCAUCCAAGCAGCUGACCCUGGAACCAGUCACUCAGGUGGCCCCACAGCCAGUCUCACCAGUUGCUGCUGGAGCGGCCCCCACCCCAACUGCUACUCUGGAGGCCCAGGGAAGCUGGCCCCAGGGACCGCCGGAGCAGCAGCCGAUGCAGCUGGCCCUGGGGAACGCCUGAGCAGCAGCCCCAAGGGCAGCGGUUGACCCUGGGGUGCCCCCUUGGUGGUUGCUGGAGCAGCCACAGGCCCCCCUGGGGCUCCUUCCCUGGCAGCUGGUGCCACAGCCAAUUUGGGGUUUGUGCCCUGCUUCCUAACAGCCUGCCCUGAGAUUUUCACUCACACUCGAGUCACUGUAAAUAGCCCUACAUAGCCGAUGACCCAUGUGGGCGUCAACAUGACCACAUGAUGAAAUUUGUUUUUUCAAUAUUUUUUAAAGGUAGGAAGUUACACAUAAAAAACUUCACUCAACAGAGGCACAAAGGUUAAGUGAUUUGUCCAAGUGCACAACAUGUGAUAGACUAGAGGUGUGAUCCCAUAAUGGCAGAAAGCUAAAAAGUGACAAUUUUUAAGUGCUUAUAUACAAAUGCUAGAAGUCUAAAUAAUAAGAUGGGUGAACUAAUGUGCCUUGUAUUAAAUAAGGAUAUUGAUAUACUAGGCAUCACAGAAACUUGGUGGAAUGAGGAUAAUCAAUGAGAUACGGUAAUACCAGGGUACAAAAUAUAUCAGAAGUACAGGAUAGGUUGUACUGGUGGUACUAUAUGUGAAAGGAAGCAUAGAGUGAAAGGAAAUAAAAAUCUUAAAUGAACCAAACUGUACCACAGAAUCUCUAUGGAUAGUAAUUCCAUGCUCUAAUAAUAAGAAUAUAGCAAUAGGGAUAUACUACUGCCCACCUGACCAGGAUGGUGAUAAUGACUGAAAUUCUCUGGGAGAUUAGAGAGGCUACAAAAAUAAAAAAACCUCACUAAUAGUGGGGGAUUUCAACUAUCCCCAUAUUGACUUGUCAACUCAGGACACAACGCAAAGACAAAAAGUUUCUUGACACCUUAAAUGACUGCUCCAAGAAGCAGUCAGUCCUGAAACCCUCAAGAGGAAAGGCAAUUCUUGAUUUAGUUCUAAAUGGAGCACAGAAUCUGGUCCAAGAAGUGAAUAUAGCUAAACCACUUGGUAUAGUGACCAUAACAUAAUAAAAUUUAACAUCCCGGGGGCGGGGGGGGGGGGACGACACACCACAGCAACCCAUCACGGUAGCAUUUAAUUUCAGACAGAGGAAUUACACAAAAAUGAGGAAGUUAGUUAAACAGAAAUUAAAAGGUACAGUGCCAAAAGUGAAAUCCCUGCAAACUACAUGAAAACUUUUUAAAGACACUGUAAUAGAGGCUCAAAUUAAAUGUAUACCCCAAAUUAAAAAAUGUAGUAAGAGGACCAAAAAAGUGCCACUGUGGAUAAACAAAGUCAAAGAAGCAGUUGAGGCAAAAAGGCAUCCUUUAAAAAGUGGAAGUUAAAUUCUAUUGAAGAAAAUAGAAAGGAGCAUAAACUCUGGCAAGUGAAGUGUAAAAAAAAAAAAAAAAAAGGAAGGCCAAAAAAGAAUUUGAAGAAUAGCUAGCCAAAGAUUCAAAAAGUAAUAUUAAAAAAACAAAAAAAAAACCCUGUAAGUAUAUAAGAAACAGAAAGCCUUUCUAAACAACCAGCAGAGCCACUGAAUGAUCGAGAUGCUAAAGGAGAACUUAUCCCCCUUAAGGCCAUUGUGAAAAAACUAAAUGAAUUCUUUGCAUCAGUCUUCAUGGAGGGAGAUUCCCCAACCUGUGCCAUUCUUUUUCGAUGACAAAUCUGAGAAACUGUCCCAGAUUGAGGUUCAGAGGAGAUUUUGGAAAAAAUUUAUAAAUUAAACAGUAAUAAAAGUCACCAGGACCAGAUGGUAUUCACCCAAGAGUUCUGAAGGAACUUAAAUGUGAAACUGCAGAACUACUAACUGUGGUUAUGUAACCUAUCAUUUAAAUCUGCUUCUGCACCAGAUGACUAGAGGAUCGCUAAUCUGACAUGAAUAUUUUUAAAAGGCUCCAGAGGCGAUCCCAGCAAUUACAGGCGGGUAAGCCUAACUUCAGUACUGGGCAAACUGGUUGGAAACUAUAGUAAAGAACAGAAUUAUCAGACACAUAGAUGAACAUGAUUUGCUGGGGAAGAGUCAACAUGGUUUUUGUAAAAGGGGAAUCAUGCCUCACCAAUCUACUAGAAUUCUUUGAGGGGGUCCAGCAAGCAUGUGGACAAGGGGGAUCCAGUGAAUAUAGUGUACUUAGAUUUUCAGAAAGUCUUUGACAAGUUCCCUCACCAAAGGCUCUUCAUGGAUCAGUAAUUGGUUAAAAGACAGGAAACAAAAGGUAGGAAUAAAUGGUCAGUUUUCAGAAUGGAGAGAGGUAAAUAGUGGUGUCCCCCAGGAGUCUGUACUGGGACCAGUACUGUUCAAUAUAUUCAUAAAGGGUCUGGAAAAAGAGGUAAACUGUGAGGUGGCAAAAUCUGCAGAUACAAAAUCCCUAAGUAUGACAGGGUCACCAAAUUCAUGGUCUCCAGCCAUGCCCAGAAAAAUUCCCCCAUUUUAAUUUAGUUUAUUGCUAUACUAAAAUAAGCAUUUUAAGCUGUAUUUAUAAGGCCCUGAACCUGCAGAGACUAUUUUUCCUGCUUUUGGUGUGAACACGGAGGUGACUUCCUCCUGUCACCAUUACCCCCCACUAAAAUCUUUGGGGAGAUGAUGAAAAAGGCAGUUAACUUUGCUUCCGUCAAAGCACAGCAUUGCAAGUUGAUUUCAUCAUCUAUCAAUUUGGUGGCAGGUUGGGUUUGUUGUUUUGAAAGGAAGGAAAGAGGGGGAACAAACUGAGGACCAAAGAAGUGAGUUGCCCAGACACCACAGUGGAGAGUGUAGAUUAGAGCAUCGGGCUGACUGGUCAAAAGAAGGUGGGGGGAGAGAUUGGAGUCAGGAGAAGUCUUUUUAUAUUUUUAUAAAUAAAAUAUACAUUGCAAACUUUUCCGGCCAGCUCAAGCAUACAACAGGCUGCCACCGAGUCAGAAACGGUCGGUAACGUCCAAUGGGCAGAGCACAGCCCCCGGCGCGGGGUAGCUGCUCCGCGCAGGGCUGAGAGGGGAGUUCUUGGGCUUUGGCUGGCAACAGCUGUGCUGGCUACUGGCCAGUGAGGCGCGGGGCUGAAGUGGGAGGAAGGAGGAGAGCGGAUGGACGGAGAAGAGGGGCGGGGAGACAAGAGGUGAAGGUAUGGGAAGGGGGAAGAAAUGAAUGAGGGAGAGAGAAGGGCAGAGGGAGCGGGCACAGGGCAGGGGCCUGGCUCAGAGCCGCUGCUCCGUCUGGCUGUGGGGCGCGCUCCAAGACGCUCGACCUUCAGACCCGUCCCGUGGCCCGUUACUACCACAAGGGAGUACUGGGGACACAACCAGCCCGCGGAGAGGGGUAGGAAGCCAGUCUGUCGGUGACGCUUCCCCUCAACAGGGGGUAGCCAUAUUGCAAUACGGAAGAGAGGCGCCAUUUUGCAUCACGGGAGAUUUGCUCAAGAGCCGGCUCUUCCUCCCCAACAGGGCGCCGCCAUUUUAGAUUACGGAAUUCCUUGCCCCCCCCAUGGUGGAGUUUCUCCACUGGGCGCCGCCAUUUUGGGUUACGAACGAAACGGCAGCCCAAAGGGGUCCUCACCCUCCCUUCGUUUAGGUGUCUUCAUAAAAUGCCCGCUGAGAAUCCCCUCUUUUUUCGCCCCGCUCUCAAGAUGGCGUCGAUGCGGGAGAGCGACACUGGCCUGUGGCUGCACAACAAGCUGGGCUCCACGGACGAGCUGUGGGCGCCGCCGAGCAUCGCCUCGCUGCUCACGGCCUCGGUGAUCGACAACAUCCGCCUCUGCUUCCACGGCCUCUCCUCGGCCGUCAAGCUCAAACUGCUGCUGGGGAUGCUGCACCUGCCCCGCCGGGCGGUGGAUGAGAUGAAAGGUGCACUGACUGAAAUUAUCCAGCUCGCUACCUUGGAUUCAGACCCCUGGGUCUUAAUGGUAGCUGAUAUUUUAAAAUCCUUUCCAGAUACUGGCUCCCUUAACCUUGAUCUUGAAGAACAGAAUCCCAAUGUUCAAGAUAUUUUAGGAGAACUUAGGGAAAAGGUAAGUGAAUGUGAAACAUCAGCUAUGUUGCCGUUGGAGUGCCAGUACUUAAACAAAAAUGCCUUGACAACACUAGCUGGGCCACUUACUCCCCCAGUGAAACACUUCCAGCUGAAAAGAAAACCCAAAAGUGCCACUCUUCGAGCAGAACUCUUGCAGAAAUCAACAGAAACCGCACAACAGCUCAAGAAGACUGCAGGAGUGCCUUUCCAUGCCAAAGGGAGGGGGCUGGUCAAAAAAAUAGAUACAACAACCCCGCUCAAAGGAAUACCAAAACAAGCUCCAUUCAGGAGUCCCACAGCACCUAGUGUAUUUAGCCCUGCUGGAAACAGAACCCCUAUACCUCCUUCAAGAACACCUCUGCGCAAAGAAAGAGGAGUGAAGCUACUAGAUAUCUCAGAGUUGGAUAUGGUUGGUGCUGGUCGUGAAGCAAAGAGAAGAAGAAAGACUUUAGAUACAGAAGUGGUGGAAAAACAAGCCAAAGAAGAAACAGUAGUGGAAAAUGCAACUCCAGAUUAUGCUGCUGGCCUUGUGUCUACCCAGAAACUUGGCCCUCUGAACAAUGAGUCUGCACUACCUUCUACAAGCUAUUUGCCUGCAACCCCCAGCGUGGUUCCAUCUUCCUCCUAUAUCCCAAGCUCCGAAGUGCAGCCAGCUGGAUCUGUGCGAGAGGUCAUACAGGCUAACAGGCAACCCGAAGAGUCUACAGCUCCAAACACUACUCCUCUUCCUGCUCAGUUCAAACAACGAACACCCAUGUACAACAGUAACUCAAAUCCAGCUGCAGCUACACCUACUUCACCCUUAACACCUACUACGCCUCCUGCCAUUUCCCCUGCUGCACAACCUCCACAAGUAGUCCCCCAAACUCCGCAGCAGCCACCACCCAAGAAAAGCCUUUCUCUCACGAGGGAGCAAAUGUAUGCCGCACAGGAAAUGUUCAAGACUGCAAACAAAGUUACCAGGCCAGAAAAGGCUCUUAUCCUUGGGUUCAUGGCAGGAUCCAGAGAGAAUCCUUGCCAAGAGCAAGGCGACAUCAUUCAGAUUAAACUUAGCGAGCAUACAGAAGUUUUACCAAAGGCCGAUGGCACUGGGAGCACCACCAUGUUAGUUGACACAGUCUUUGAAAUGAACUAUGCUACGGGCCAGUGGACCAGACUCAAGAAGUACAAACCUAUAACUAAUGUUUCCUAAGAGAUUCAGUAACAACAAACUGUGGACCAAACCAAGACUAGAAUCAGCCAGCUCCUCUAGAGUGCGUCCGUUGUACAAAAUGGCAUUCAUGUGUAGGUUUCUUAUUCCCUUCCAGAAUACAAGUUGUAGCUAUCCAAACUAACUGGGCUCAGGUGAAUGCAGUAUGAGGAUGCUGUCAAACUGACAGAUUUUUUUUUUAUUUUUUUUUUAAGGAGGGGGGAAGUUAACAUUUGUGAUUUGUUAAUCUGUGAUUCCGGGUGCCAGACAUUGAGAUCACAGCUGAAAAAUUUCCUUUUCACUUUGAGAGCAUUUCAGUUCCAAGCACUGAGGAAAGAACAAUUACAGAAUCACAAUUUACCACUAAGCAAGGUCAUGGAUUUUAUUGCAGAAAUAUUUACUUUGACUACAUGGGUUCCAUUUACAUAUGGACAGUUGCACCACCACAGGUAUUUGCAGUUCUUCCUGCAAUUUGAUUGAUUGUAGUAAAUCUAACUACUGCAAGUGGUAGAUGUCUAAUGGCACCCACUGUGUGUUUAGCUUGUCUCUUCCAGGGUCAUAGGGUGGGUUUGAGAAGCUUUGUUAAUCUGACUGUAUUGCGAAUGUUAAUGCCCAGCACGAGUUAAUCUGUAUUUGGCAUAAAUCAACUGAGAUGGAGGGGAACUGAAUAUCUUAACCUUUUAUGCAGCAAAAUUUAUAAUUUCCUUUAGUGUCAAACUUAAGAUUGCCAAACGGAAUUCCCACCUUGCUUAUGGGCUGCUUCGGGAUCAUAGCUCUUUGCUACCACGUGAGGCGCACAGUGGAGAUUAAUCUCUGGCUCGUGUACAGCAGGCCCCCUGGGCAACAUAUCUUUCUCUUGGAGGGAAUGAAGCUUGAAUUGUGCUUUCACACCUCUCAAGAGCAGUUGAAUUUUACUGCAGUCUUAAGAGUGGCUCUUCCAGCCACAAAGUGAGUUACUGUCACAUCUGUGAAUGUGGAAGGUUAGCAAGACUCUGCCUUUAUGGCAAAUUCCUUUUUUCUUUUUUUUUUUUUUUUUUUAGUGCAAGUUUGACUAAUCAGCCACUGGGCACUUGGUGACCAAGGCCUGAGCUACACACAGGUUUUUGUACUGGUACAACUGUUGGGUGUGACUUUCUUGAAAACUGAUAUAGUUAUACCAGUAAAACCCCUAGUGUGAAUGCAGUUAUACCAGAGUAAAGGGGUCUUAUGCUUGUAUAGCUUAUUCCCUUUCCCAUACAGGAAUAGCUAUACCAUAUAUGCACACAUACCAAUAUAAUUGUACCCCUUUAACUGAACCGGUACAGUUAAAGCAGUACAUCUUGUGUGUAGACCACGCAUAAGCAGUGACUUCAGAAUUUGGCCCUUAGUGGAGACUUGCAUUAAAUGUCCAUGUUAAAUUUCUUUCAGCCAAUCUCGUGUGGAAUUGCACUUGCCUGGGAAGGUGAUGCUGGGGAGGUAGAAGUACAGAGAUAAGUCACAUAGCAUUGUGAGAGACUGACAUGGGGCCUUGUGGUGACUCAGAGUUGGCCUUAAAAAGGAAUGUUAAUCUAUGACUUUUAGGCCAACACGAUCUUUUUCUAAGAUAAAAGCAAAUAUCCCCUAAGUGAUACAUCUGUGUGUCAACACAGCCUAUAGAUUAUCCAGCUAUGUGCCUAUCAGAACAGGGCAAACAUUAAUGAGGAAAUGUAUUUACAACAUUUUAUUGUGAUUUGAUCAAAAGUAUGUAUAUUUGCUCCAACAAAAUUAAGAUCCAGAAUAACCUAAAUUAACCAUUCUAACACUUAAUGGUUGAGUUGUACUGUUGGUACCUGCAUGGAACUUCCAUUAUCAUUAAGAAGUUGUGUGCAUGUAUAAGUGAGAGAAUGAGACUCCUCAGCAUAACUGUCACUCUAGAAAGUGCCCUCUACUUAAUUACUCCAUUUCUGCAGUGAGGUAGACUAUUUUCCGAGUGAUACAAAUCAGCCAAACAAGCAACAGGAACAAGUUAAAAUGAGUGGAGGGUUUUCGUUUUUAGAAUGAAUUCACUAUAAGGUGUGUUCACAAUGGUUAUAACUUCUUUGACUUAAUACAUUACAAGUGAAGGGCUAAAGUCAGAAGUAUUUGUCUUUUUAAAAAUGUGUAAGGAAUAAAUUGCAUUCCUUUUCAAUCUCGUUUGCUUUCAGGUUUUAAAAUAGUCCAUGUGAUAACUAGUUUUCUAUAAACUAAACCAGUGUGACGCUUCUGUCUUAACUGCUGCUGCUUUAAUACAUUUAGUCUUCUGCUAAUAGAGAAAUUAGAUGAGGGGUUUGUUUCUUUUUAUAAGAAACAAUGUUUUUAGGAGUGGACACCUCAGGGGAUGUGCAUUCGCAUCCCCCGCUAUUGGUUCAAAACUCAUUCCCAUUUGGUAGUGAUCAGAAGCUGCCAUUUGAUGGCUCUUCAGUUUACAUGCGAUGAAUUGGGGUUCUCAGUCCAGUGUCUAGUGGACAAAUUCCACAUCCCCAAAAUUCAGCUAUCAGCAGCAAGGAGGAGGACUGCGUGGGCAAGGAGAUGCUCCCUCUCUCUAAGUAGUCUCUCCAGAACUCGGUUGAAGUAUUAGAAUGAAGCAGGAUGGGGGAAACUUACACUGCUGCUACCUGCUCUAUACUUACUGUGUAGAUGGACAGACUUCAAUCUCCAGGCCUAUUCAUCGAAGACUAGUGAUAUGCACUAAACCAAUUAGUUUUUAAAUAGAAACAAAAUAUUUUAAACUCAUUCUCACUGGAACUGAGACAACUUAACAUUGCUAAAAUAAUUAGCAGUCUUAUUUUUAAAUACAAAAGCUUUCUCUUGGCUGGAUCUAGCCCUAAGGACUGUAACUUUAUUUCAGCUAGCUCUGAGUAUCUAGUGUCCUUUUUAAAAACAAAAUAUGAAAUGAAAGUAGCCAUUUAAAUGUUUUUAGAAUCAUUACACUGUUGAAAAACUAAACUACAUCGAGAGCCCUGCAUCAUAGCUUGGAAACACUGAACCAGUGCUUUGAGAAGAGUACAUCUAAAGUACCAGAAAGUUCAGGAAACAGCAGAGCAAGCACUUGAAUUCCUGUAUAUUACUUAAUCUUUAUUUUUACAAAGCAAAUCUGACUCCUUGAGCUUGAUAAUUUUUGUCUUCACCUAGCAUCUAAAUGACUGAAAAGUUGAUUUUGUACAUGAGGCUCAGCAGUGCAUUGCAAAGCUAAACAAAAAACAAGUUAACUCUAGAAUGAUGUGCUGAAGCCCCCACUAACUAGGCGUGGGAGGUGCACACAUUGUUCAGGGCUAACAUUCUUUAAAUCCUUUUUCUUGUUUCCCUUUACUGUAGCCCAACAUUCUAGGCCCUAGUCUGUGAGCCAGAACGUCACAUGUGCAUUGUGGGGUAGCUUCAGCAAACAAGAAUGCACUGGGGAAUUUUUCACUGGGGGCAAGGAGGAGACCUUUGUGGGUGUUUUGUUUUUUAAGGCUGUGAAAGCCCCCUCAGCGUGGUUACUGAGGGGCACACAGAAUUAGUUUCUCUUAUUUAGGAUUCUAGGGUGAAGUAAAGGGUAGAAACAGGUAACAUGGCUCCUUUCAUCUCUUCUGAGGUGAGGAAACACCUUUUCCUGCCAAAGCGUUCUCUAGUAAAUCCCAUCCAACUCUCCAAAACACUGCCCAGUUCUUAGGAUGACUAACUCUUCAGUUCUGGAUCAGUGUCCUAAGGGGUCUCAGUUUUUAUUUGUAGUUUUGCUGUUAACCUUUCAGUCAAAUAAAAUAGGGUGCUGGAUGUGAUGGGGAAAAUCUUCUUUCGAGUAGUUAAUAAAAUAGGCCCCUGUGAAGUUGCUAAUUUCCUCCACUGAAUCACGUCGAAGUGCAGACCACUUACAUAGAAAAAAGAAGCUUGAUACUUUGACACAGUAGAGCUUGAGGUUGGCUCGCACGUUCAUAGCAAGAUCUGACUAGAAAAAAGACUGAAAAAUGUUAAGCCAGAGCCCACUGGGAAUCUGGUGCCUUUAACAAGAAAUGUCAUUUUGUAAAAUGUUACAUCUAUAGCAUAGCCCAUAUGUUUUCUAUUUGUUUUUUGUACAGUUGUAAAUUCAAGAUCUUCUGUCUUCGGGUACGUAUUUUCAGUGUACUACAGUAUGUAUAAUAAAAGUUUAGAUUUUCUAAA